Vigna unguiculata (cowpea) is the source of this 1830-nucleotide messenger RNA. RefSeq names its product CBL-interacting serine/threonine-protein kinase 14 pseudogene. Lineage: Eukaryota; Viridiplantae; Streptophyta; Magnoliopsida; Fabales; Fabaceae. The record is from RefSeq and is a predicted model, not a curated record.
AUAAGACAGGACAGAGUUGUCUUGUUGACGGAAAGCGUGACCAUCUUUAAAUAGCCAUCCUCUUCCUGCAGGCUCACAACAACACAUGGAUUGUUCCUCUUUUCCUUUGUCCCGAACACACUUCAACUCCACUCAUUCCCUUUUAGUGGCUCUUGAAGUUCCUUGUUAGAUAAGAUUUAUGCAAAUCCCUUCACAAAAUCUGGAAUAUCCAAUUACCAACCACCAUUGCGCGAUAUUCUCUCAACUUCGCUUUAUAUUCUCUCAACAACUCCUCUCUCAGGUUGAGAGACUUCAUUAGUUAGUUGCUUCAACCAUGAGAGAGCCGCAGAACGACACCGUAGCGACCCAACUACCAACCACAAACGACGACGUGCCAUCCGGCGUCGUUUUGUUCGGGAAGUACGAGUUGAAGAGGUUACUGGGAGUCGGCGCGUUCGGCAAGGUCUACCACGCCACCACCGUCGACACGCGCCAGAGCGUGGCGGUGAAGGCCGUCAGCAAAAGCAAGGUCGUAAACGGAGGUUUUGCCGCCAACGUGGAACGUGAGAUCUCUAUCAUGCGUCGCCUCCACCACUCCAACAUCAUUGACCUCUUUGAAGUUCUCGCGACGAAGACCAAAAUCUACUUCGUCAUGGAGUUUGCCGCCGGCGGCGAACUCUUCCACGCGGUCGCCAGAAAAGGGCGGCUGGAGGAGAUCGACGCCAGGUUUUACUUCCGGCAACUCAUCUCCGCCUUGAAACACUGCCACUCGCACGGCGUGUUCCACCGCGACCUCAAGCUCGAUAACCUCCUGCUCGACGAGAACGGGAAUUUGAAAGUCUCCGAUUUCGGGUUGAGUGCGGUCACGGGUCAGAUCCGACCUGACGGGUUGUUACACACUGUUUGUGGAACGCCUACCUACGUGGCACCCGAGAUUCUGGUGAAGAGAGGCUAUGAUGGUGCGAAAGUGGAUCUGUGGUCGUGCGGCGUCGUUUUGUUUGCGCUCACUGCAGGUUAUUUACCAUUCAAUGAUUGCAACGUCACCGUUUUGUACAGAAAGAUUUACCGCGGUCAAUUCCGGUUCCCUAGGUGGAUGUCUAGUGAUCUGAGGUACCUCUUAUCACGCUUGUUGGACACAAAUCCCGAGACCAGGAUUACCAUUGAUGAGAUCUACCAAGACACGUGGUUCAACGCGGGUGAGGACCAGUACGAACCGGUUCGGGUCAAGGAGAGUGAAUGCGUGUGUGGGGAGAGCCGAACCGGGUUCGAGUCGCUAAACGCGUUCGACUUAAUUUCUUUUUCGACCGGUUUGGACAUGUCGGGUCUUUUCGAGGAUCCGAACGGGUCAGAUUCGGUGGAACGGGUUGUUUCCGCCGCGGAGCCGGAGAAUAUUAUGGAGAGAGUGGAGGCGGUGGCGGAGGAAGGGAGGGUGGUGGUGAGGAGGGAGAAGAACGGUGGUGGAGCGAAGUUGGAAGGGCAGGACGGUAAUUUGUUAGGUCUCGUAGUAGUUUACCGGUUAACGGAAGAGCUGGUAGUGGUUGAAAUGAAGAGAAGUGAGAAGGGAGGGGAAUGUGGCGCGAAGCUUUGGAAAGAUAAACUGCUACCUCUGCUUAUUGAAUUGGCAGGUGAACGGGAAGCGCCGGUUUCCGGUGACUUCUGUAACAUAUAGCUUGGUAUCUAUGUUUUUUUUGUCUGGGUACCAAUCAGGAUCCUUUGUUUUUAUGGAUUGGUGAUUACUCAAGGCUUUAUGUUUUGCAGAAUCUAUAUAAUUAAGUACGUAAAUAAGAUGUUUAUAAUGGAAUUUUAGAAUCCUUUAAGACACUUUUAUAAAACUGCAAUACAAAUUUACCA